Messenger RNA from Acyrthosiphon pisum (pea aphid), 2179 nucleotides. It is a transcript of the gene Osi2, whose product is annotated as DUF1676 domain-containing protein Osi2. Lineage: Eukaryota; Metazoa; Arthropoda; Insecta; Hemiptera; Aphididae. The coding region runs from base 322 to 1455 and encodes 377 amino acids. The record is from RefSeq and is a predicted model, not a curated record. Gene Ontology annotation, cellular component: membrane. The transcript is spliced from 3 exons.
UGCAUAUUUCCUACGUAUAGGUAACCCACCUAAAUACUUAAUAGUAUACCGUAACGUGCACAGUUGACGAACCGAUUUGCACACGUUUGUAUUGUUUGGCGUCGAAAUUCAGUCGACAGAUAAUGUAAUAUUACAGAUGAAAAAUAUAUAGGUAUCUACCUACUGAUCAUACAGACGACAUUCAUGACCAACGACCGUCGAAAGACAAAUUUUAACGCCGGUUUAGUUUGAUAAAUUUCUAUUAAACCGUGUACUUAUAUUGUAUUCGAAACGAUAAAACGCUGUCAAAGAGGUGAUAGCGACAACAGCAUAAGAGCUGCGAUGAAGACGAGCCACGGCCGAACGAUGCGCUCGUUGGCUGUACUGAUGUUCGUGGUAGCUUCGGCCACGUGCCAGCAGACCAUGUCAUUUCCAGACGGCGAAGGCAAAAGCGGCGCCGGCGUCGCGGACAACGGGACGACGUCUGGCGCCGGCCCGGGGAACAGGAGCGGCAAGAACCUGUUCAACUGGUUGGGUAGUUUCUCAGACGAGGGUGCUGACCCGUACCUGUCGUCGGCCAACGGAGCGUGUCUGCAGGGUGACAUGGCCGAGUGUUUCAAGGCCCGCGCCCUGUCCGGCCUGGGCGACUUCUUCGUCCGGGACGCGUACCGGCUGAACGAGAACGUGCGAGUUGUACGCCUGAGGGACGAAGACGACGACGGCGGCCGUCACGCGUCCAGGGCGUUCGAGUUCUCGUCGGAACAGCGGCCCGAGGACACCGAAUGGGACAAGCUGGUGAAGUUCGCCACGCGCAAGGCCGAGCGGUUCCUGCGAUCGGCCGCCGUCGAGGUGCACGUGCCCGACGAGCUGACGGAGGGUGGCCGGUACUCGCCAAGGUUCAUCGACGAGAUAUCCUCCGAGCUGGACACGCUAGAGGACAAGAAAGCUAGCGUCAUAACUAAGAAGAAAGUGAAGAAAUUACUGAUCCCACUGCUGAUCGUGCUUAAACUGUUCAAACUGAAACUCCUGCUUUUCCUGCCGCUCAUCCUGGGUCUGGCGUCGUUCAAGAAGGUGCUUGGCUUCCUGGCACUGGUCGUUCCCGGCCUCAUCGGGUUCUUUAAACUGUGCAAGCCUGACCUCCAGCACAACUACGGCACGUUCGGGCACAGCAGCUACUAUCACAGGCCGUCCAACGGCGGUGGACCUCUGCCCCAGUCUGGACCCGUCUACUCGCCGUACCGUGAACAUCAGGAACCGCAGUACCACCGUGAACACUUGGAACAACCACAGUACCACCGUGAACAUCCGGUAGAUCCGCAACAGUACCUGUACGAGUCAGCCGACGCGCAGCCGUACAACAGCCGGCCAGCCCGGAACCAGCAGGACGGCAAGGUACCGUCUUCCGGUUCAGUCGCGUUUAAGGAAGAGGCCAACGACAUGGCGUACAACGGUUACAACAGGCAGCAGCGGCGAUAAAACCAUACAAAUAUAAUUGUAUCCAUGGCCACUGCAGCGGACACCGUCCUCGUUAUCGCAGGAUAUCCAUAUAAUUCCAUAUGUACAUAGAUCACUCUAUCCCCGCUAACCACUUCACUGUCGUACCAUAUAUCUGUACUCGCGCAACUCGUCUUCUGCCGUGUAAAAACAUAAUAGUAUUAUAAUAUAUUAUUGUACAACGCCUCGACAUCGCGAUAUUUAUAAUGAUUCCUACACUAGCCAUUACGAUUCGUCGGGAAAUUUAGAAUUUUGCAACUUCAUAUUUUUUAUCCUCGCGUGUACAGGCUCGAUUUACUACUAUUAUAGUUACUAUUUGUACUACGAGUCGAUUUGCGUCGAGACGAGUUUUAGAAGUCGUGCGCGAUUUCAAUAUGCAAUACCUAUGCGCGUAGUUCCUCGUAAUCGCGGCGAGACAAAUAUAUAUAACUGUUUUCUGUGACAGUCGUGGUAUAUCAUAUCAACUAUAAUAAUUAUUAUAAUUAUUAUUAUUAUGAGCCUUAAUAUUAUUUUUUUUUUUAUACAUUUUUGCGCAGUGUGACAAAAACGGGUGAUAUUUUAUAUAAUUUAAUUAGAUUUUGUAUUUUAUUGUAAAUAUAUUUUUAAACUGUAAUUAUGUAAAGAUAAUAUAUUUUCACUACCAUAAAACCCCGCUGAUUUAAGUAUAAUAAUAAUAAUAAAUAAUAUUAUAUUAUAUGUGAUUUAA